AUGUAUGAAAAUGAGUAUCACGCUAAUUAUAUUUGUGCGAGAAUAAGUACUAUUCUACUCCAGAAUGAGUACUACUGGGAUGUGUUUAAUGGGAUAUCCCAUUUUUGCAUGCCCUAUAGCAAUACAUAUAUAUAUUCCAGUAACAGUAAGCAAUAUCAAAUCGAUCGAUGAUCAUAAAUGGCGGAGGGCAAAUACGUGGAGCUCACCAAGGAUCAAGAAGCCGUCGAUAACAUCAUCCCGGGCGAGCUCAACCAGCCCAUUGAUGUUGACAAGCUGAGUUGCCGGAAAUGCAUUGAAUGUGGGCAACCCUUGCCUGAAAGCUACCAACCUCCUGCUGAUGAAGAUUGGACCACUGGGAUUUUCGGUUGCACAGAAGAUACCGAUAGUUGCUUGACUGGACUAUUUUGUCCAUGUGUACUGUUCGGGCGGAAUGUCGAAAGGCUUAAUGAGGAAAUAUCCCAAAGAGGGGCAUGUUUUGGCCAUGUAAUUUGUGUUGAAGGCGGCAUCACUCUUGCUGUUGCGACAGCAGCAUUGCAUGGCGGCAUUGAUCCCCAUACAAUGUGCCUCAUUACCGAGGGUCUACUCUUUGCGUGGUGGGUCUGUGGCAUCUAUACAGGCAUGGGGAGGCAAGCAUUGCAGAGAAAAUACCAUCUAAAGGAUGCACCUUGUGAACCAUGCUUGGUACAUUGCUGCUUCCACUGGUGUGCUGUGUGUCAGGAGCACAGAGAGAUGAGGAAUCACCUGGCUGAAACUACUCCAUCAGUAACGAUUGUAGAGCCGCCACCCGUUCAACAUAUGAGUGCUGACGAGAAACAGGAAGCAGAAUCUUCGUCGGGCAAAGAAAUCGUUAGUGUGAGUAACAAGUUGGAGAUGCAACCUUCAUCGUCGUAGAACGAUACACACUUCUCCUAGAUGGUUCACAGAGGGAUAUUAGUUAGUAGUUCCAUUUUUUUUCAGUUAUAAAACUUGGACAGAGGU
Messenger RNA from Cuscuta campestris, 978 nucleotides. The record is from the annotation of a GenBank genome assembly. Lineage: Eukaryota; Viridiplantae; Streptophyta; Magnoliopsida; Solanales; Convolvulaceae.